AUGGCAGCAAAGGAGCUCCACAGUGAAAGUACGGACACUAAAGCCGAUAUAACAAAGGAAAAUGUAUCCGCUGUAGAAUCCGGCACUGCGGAAGCCCUUGAUCCCGCAGAAGAGAAGAAGUUGAUCAGGAAAAUUGAUCUACACCUUAUGCCGAUCUUGAUCACCGCUUACGGUCUUCAAUACCUUGAUAAGACCAGUCUCGCAUACGCUGCAAUCCUCGGAGUCCGAGAAGACCUUAGCCUUGUUGGCCAACAAUAUAGUUGGACUUCCAGCAUUUUUUACAUUGGCUAUCUCGUUGCGUCUUACCCAAUAUCACUCGGCUUCAUCAAAUUUCCACUGGGUAAAUAUCUCAGUGUGUUAAUUUUCCUCUGGGGUGUUGUUCUGACGCUCCACGCCGUGACCAAUAACUAUGCAAGUCUCAUGGCACUCCGGACCCUUCUGGGUAUUUUCGAGAGUGCUAUUAGCCCCGGAUUCUCUCUUAUUACGGGAAUGUGGUACACCCCUAGAGAGCAUGUCUCGCGGCACUCCAUCUGGUUUGCAGGAAAUGCGAUAGCCAGUAUUAUUGGCUCUCUAAUUGCCUACGGCCUUCUGAAUUAUGAAGGGAGUAUAUCCCAAUGGAAGCUUCUGUUCCUUCUUUUCGGCCUUAUUACGGUCGCGUGGUCUAUCGUAACGUUCUUUUAUUUACCUGACUCUCCACAAACUGCUAGGUUUCUCUCGCCCUCCGAACGUGAGUUCGCUGCACUACGUCCGUACAAGUUCCAAAGGACUAUCCAGACCAAGACAUGGGAUCGCGGCCAGUUUAUAGAGAGCCUGAAGGAUAUCAAGUCAUGGUGGUUCUUCUUUUUCUCAUUUGUCAUAUGUGUGCCAAACGGAGGCACAACGAGCUUCAGUACCCUAAUCAUCAACGGCUUCGGCUACGAUAAAUUCCAGACAAUCCUUAUGGGACUGCCAGCCUCAGGUUUCCAGCUCGUCACGGUCAUUCUGUCAGCCGUUCUUACUUCAGCAAUUCGAAAGUCCCGCCUUAUCAUGCUCAUUUGUAUCUUUCUGGUGGCAAUGACUGGGAUACUCAUGGUAAAGCUUCUACCUCCAGACCAGAAGAUAUCCCGACUCGCUGGUUUCUGGCUUGUCACCGCAGUCGCUCCCGCAUUCCCAUUGAUGUUGUCUCUGGCCGCCAGUAACAUUGCAGGCUUCACGAAGAAAUCGACCGUCAUGGCCUUUAUAUUCCUAGGCUAUUGUGCAGGAAAUCUAAGCGGACCGCAAUUCUUCAUUUCGGCGGAGGCACCAAACUAUCACACCGCUUAUACUACAAUCUUGGUUUGCUAUGCAAUUACCAUCGGUUUACUAGUCGGCUUCAGAUUCUAUCUUAUGUGGGAGAACUCUCGCCGGGAUAAGGAGCAGGGCGUCAAGAUUGACCCCGAGGAAGUUCGUCAGAUCAGCCUAAGUCCGGAUGAGGAGGUACUUCAAGUGGAUGAGACGGAUAUUCAGAACAGAAGCUUCAGAUACAUUCUAUAA
Penicillium canescens is the source of this 1512-nucleotide messenger RNA. RefSeq lists its product as uncharacterized. The transcript is spliced from 8 exons. The coding region runs from base 1 to 1512 and encodes 503 amino acids. Gene Ontology annotation, cellular component: plasma membrane. Gene Ontology annotation, molecular function: allantoate transmembrane transporter activity; dipeptide transmembrane transporter activity. The record is from RefSeq and is a predicted model, not a curated record. NCBI's taxonomy places the organism in Eukaryota, Fungi, Ascomycota, Eurotiomycetes, Eurotiales, Aspergillaceae. Gene Ontology annotation, biological process: tripeptide transport; allantoate transport; dipeptide transport.